Molecule: messenger RNA, 2214 nt
Organism: Anguilla rostrata (American eel)
Lineage: Eukaryota; Metazoa; Chordata; Actinopteri; Anguilliformes; Anguillidae
Product: cell adhesion molecule 4-like
Exons: 8
Coding region: 427-1614 (395 amino acids)
Biological process (GO): regulation of Rac protein signal transduction; negative regulation of peptidyl-tyrosine phosphorylation; regulation of wound healing
Cellular component (GO): cell-cell contact zone
Molecular function (GO): vascular endothelial growth factor receptor 2 binding
Source: RefSeq, a predicted model, not a curated record
UUAAGGGACCGACAGGUCUGAUAAAUCGUAAUUAGAAGUAAGCGACGAAAUUAAUGGAAGCCAGCAGUAGAAUUUAAGUACUUCCCUUUAAAUUGGCACCUAAAUCCAGCCAUUUAUUUCACGCUAUCCACGCCUCUAUUCGCACACAGCUAGACACCACUGGCCGAAAUCUCAUACCCGAAGCCCUCCCCCUUCUAGCGUUUUAAAGUAACAUUCUAAAGUAGGAGAGAAACCCAGCAGAACCUUUAAUUUGCUUUCAGUUAAGUCAGUUAUUGUACAUGCGCGUGCGAAUAUUAGUAUGUAAUUGACAAGGAAUCGAGAGUCCUGGAUUUUAAACAGGCGACGUAGACUGAAUACAUAGGUGAACCGCUCAGUGCCCGUUAUUCUGUUCCGAAGAGGAGAAACAGGCAAUACAUAUUUGCGAUAAUGGCAUCAUUCACCGUAUGGAACUACUACGCUUCGCUUUCCGUCGUUUUUCUGCUGAUCUUUGCCCGCACAGUGAGGUGCCAGGCGGUGCAGGCGGAGAACGUGACGGUGCUGGAGGGGGGCACGGCGCAGAUCUCCUGCCGGCUGCAGAACUACGACGGCUCCAUCGUAGUCAUCCAGAACCCCCGCAGGCAGACGCUCUUCUUCAACGGCACCCGGGCCCUGAGAGAUGACCGGUUCCAGAUGGUCCUCUUCACCCCCGCGCUGGUGCGCAUCGCCCUGAGCAACGUCAGCGUGUGGGACGAGGGCGGCUACUUCUGCCAGCUCUACACGGACGACACGCACCACCAGGUGGCCACGCUGUCCGUCAGCGUGCCGCCCGACGUGCCCCAGGUGGAGGCCCGGGCGCAGCCCGUGGAGGGGGCCGAGGUGGAGCUCACCUGCGCCUCGUCCCGCAGCAAGCCCCCCGCCACGCUGCGCUGGUUCCGGGACCGCCACGAGAUCCCGGGGGCCCUGUCCCAGCAGGAGAACGGGAAGACGGUGAGCCUGCGGAGCACCGUCCGCUUCCCCGUGGACCGGCGGGACGACGGGGCGCUCCUGAGCUGCGAGGCGUCCCACCCGGCGCUGGGGGGCCUGCGGAGAGUGCGCCACUACCGGCUGGACGUGCACUUCGCCCCCACGGUCCACAUCGAGCCGCCCGCCAGCAUUCUCAGAGAGGGGGACUCCCUAACCCUCACCUGCUCUGUCACGGGGAACCCACUGCCACGGGCGGUGCAGUGGUCCCGGGUGAACGGCUCCCUGCCGGAGAAGGUGGAGGUCAGCGGCUCCACCCUGAUGGUGUCGCGGCUCAGCCGGGCGCACAACGGCACCUACCUGUGCCAGGCCCACAACCUGUACGGCCGGGCGGCGGACCACUACACUGCUCUCUCCCUGUCUCUCUCUCUCUCAGACCCUGGCGCGGUGGUGGAGACCCACAGCGCAGUACCCUUUGCGGUGAUAGGGGGCAUCCUCGCGCUGCUGGUUUUUGCCGUCAUCUGUGCGCUCAUCGUCACCACCUGGUGCUCCCUCAGACAGAAGGGUUCCUACCUGACCCAUGAAGCCAGUGGCCUGGAUGAGCACGGGGAGGUCCAGGAGGCCUUUCUGAAUGACGGGGACGUGCGGGAGGGCAACAAAGAAUAUUUGCUGUAGCCCUCUGCUGGCGGCCUCCGGAACUGCAACAGUACAGUGGGACACUGCAGACCGCUCAAGAAACUGUCGCAAAGAGCAAAAAGGGAAGGUUGUACAGAUGUUCUUGAGGGGGGAUGAAGAGAGACACAAAUGGUACACUGUACUUUGUGGACACGGAGAAACAGAGAGAAUGCAUAAAUGUGACGGAGGGAGGGGGUUAAUAGACAAAGAGUGACAAAGAGAAAUGUGUAUUAUAACAGUUCUCAGCCUGUGGUGAUUCAUGUAGGCUCCGUCUUGGACUUUCUCUUUUCUCUCUGUCUCUCUCAUUACCUCCCUGUCUCCUGUGUGUGGGUGUGCGCGUGUGUGUUUGUGUGUGAUAUAAACCGAGUGGCAAUAUUCUGCCUCUUAUCGUGAAUAAAAGAAAAAGAAUAAAAUCACUGAGGACAGAUAUUCAAACGAUAUAUCAAAAAAAGGAUAAACUUUCAUAUAAAAAGCCAACGCCAAAAAAAAUCUGAAAAAAAGUGCUAAAGGAGACGUGAAAAAUUUAAAUAUGGAUCAAUAAAAUCUGUUAUUUUUCGGAUGAUGUAACACAGAAAAAUAAAAUAAAGUUAUACAAUGACA